Molecule: messenger RNA, 2705 nt
Organism: Nasonia vitripennis (jewel wasp)
Lineage: Eukaryota; Metazoa; Arthropoda; Insecta; Hymenoptera; Pteromalidae
Product: acidic phospholipase A2 PA4
Exons: 5
Coding region: 576-1355 (259 amino acids)
Biological process (GO): phospholipid metabolic process; arachidonate secretion
Source: RefSeq, a predicted model, not a curated record
CCAUCCAUCAAUAUUUAUGAAUCCUCUCUCUCGAGAAAAAAAAAACUCGGCAACAGCACUGCACCGUGACACAUUUUCCACUCGUGUACUACCUGCACCUGCUCCACAGGCGCUUAUCGGCACAUAUAUAGGCGAAUCGAAUACAUUCAUCGCGUCAUCGGUAGCGACACAAGUGAGUGAGAAAGAGAGAAGACACCGGAGACUCGCGUAAAUAGUAUACACAGAUCGAGUCGAGCGAGCGCGAGUAUGCGUUGUGUAUAUAUAGCGACGGAAAACAGCGCAGAGUGUCAGACGCGACGAGCUGAUGCUCUCCCCUUCAAUAAAAGGCUCCGACACACGCGCCGAGCGUUGUUCUACGGAUAAAUCAUCCCGACGGCUAGUUUAGCCGAUCAGUCUGACAGUGACCGCUGGCAGAUUGGAAUCGACGACGACGACGUUCGGUAUCUGCUCUCUAUACCGUCCUGUGCGCGUAUAGACCUUCGGAAAGCAGUUGAUGGAACGGAGCCCUUUUGCUGCUAGCGUUUGAUAUCGGUCUUAUCGCAAUCCAGUUUUCUCACCGACGCAAUUCGAGCAACAUGCAGUACGCGAUGCUGCUGGUGGCGGCGAUGCUGGCCGCCUCGAGCGUGAGCCUGGUGGGCUCGUCCGUCCUGGUGGCCGACCUGGCGAUGACGCGGAUGGUCGAGCUGAACGCCGGUGCGCCGUUCUGCGCGCUCUACCACGACCGCGGCGUCAUCCAGCGCAUGGUCCUCGGCUCGGACCCCAAGAAGGUCCGCCAGAUCUCCAACAACCUCGUGGCCGAUCUCGAGGAGACCUGCAAGGCUUCGCGCAGCAAGGGAAAGAACCAAGCUCCGGGCGGCGGGAUCAUGUACCCGGGCACCAAGUGGUGCGGCCCCGGCAACAUCGCCAAGUCGUACGACGACCUGGGCCAGCACGCGGCCGAGGACGCCUGCUGCCGCGAGCACGACCACUGCCCGACGACGAUCGGGCCGCAGCAGUGCAUCCACGGCAUCUGCAACACCUCGCCGUUCACCCGCUCCCACUGCGACUGCGACGCGAAAUUCCGCAGGUGCCUGCAGACCAUCAACACCGAGGUCGCCAACACCCUCGGCGCUCUAUUCUUCAACGUCAUACAGGUCACCUGCUUCAAGGAGAGACGACCUUGCUCGCAGUGGCAGAGCUGCAAGCAAUCCUCUUACGAGUGGCGACGCUCCCAGAAGUACAUUCUGCCGAACGAGUGGAGCCCGAGGGCCGCGGCUCAGAACAAGCUCCAGACGCUCAACACGAUUUUCCAGUCCUUCAACGCCUGGCUGCAGCAGCUGAUCUCGCACAACCAGCAGCAGCAGCAGCGGCACUGAUAUUCCACCAAAUUUCGCGCGUAAAUUAAACGGCUACGCAGAAGCCGAAUGGGCUCGACUCUGCUCCCAGUACAAGUUCCAGCCGAGCGACAAGUACGUGCCAUUGAUGCCGCUGAAUUUGUAAGGGACGACUGUAAAGGACGACUUUUAUCAUACUUGUAGCAGCGGCUGAUGUUAGAUUCUCUUGUAUUUUUUUUUUUUUUUUUUUUGUAUCAGACUAGUAUAUAUUAUGUAUUACGUAGCUUAUAAUGUAAUGACGACGAUAAUCAGCGCAACGAGAGAUUUAUUUUGUUUCUCUUAUAGUUUUUGUAUAACUUGUACGAGUAGUUGUAUAGGACGAUAGUUUAAUACCUCGCACACAGUGGCCUUCCUAAUUUAGAAUAAUGUACAACGUUGACCAUUUUUCUAUGCAUAUAUGUUUCUUAGGCUCGCAGAUAAUAUUAUAGCGUUUCGAGUUUUCUUUCGAGCUUGAAAAGAGCGCUGAAUAACUUUAAUGCGCUGAACGUAAAUUUAGCGAUUGACUUGAAUGCAUGCGGUUUUGACUAUCCGCCGACGAUGGGACUGAAUACUUUUAAGAGACAAUGUUUUGAAAUUGUUCGGGAUUUUUUAUUUCUUAACGAUAUAAGACGCGAUUAUUUUUAUUUUACGUUAAAUGUGACGAUAAGGUGAUUGUUUAAAAAGAUAUCAGUAUACUGUAAACGAUGGUAUGCGCUUUUAUUCAUCUGCAUUGUUCGAGUCAAUAUUAUGUUUUACGUUAAGCGAAACUACGCAUUGAUGAUGGUAACGAGAGCUUCCGCGUGUAAUAGCUGUAAUAGAGCAUUAGGUGAUAGAAUAACGAUUACUUUUUUCAUUGUGUCUAUCAAAUACUCUUAAAAACAGCUGUAUCUCCGAUUUUAUACUGUUUAAUUAUUGAAUAGUUCUUAUGCCUAUUGUGAUAGUAGUAAAGAAAACUCUUCAAGUUUUACACUUUUUACGACGACGGUAUGAUUAUAGUAUUGUUGCAUGCAGCAGAACGUUUAGAAAUUGCUAUAUGUACGCGACUUUGAGCAAAAAAAUCUAUCGCUUCUUGAACGAUCAGUGCAUUCUUAUAUUGACGUGGUAUCUAGUCUUUGUUUUUAAUCUUAUUAUUUCCAAGUUUUCAAACAAUCAUCAUAGUUUUUUUAAACUCGCGAACUAUACACAGAAUAACUGAAGCUUCAAACCCAAAUCUAUCAUUAAUAAUAACUUAAAAUAAUAAAUUGAUGUAAAUCCUUAUUGUAUUGUACACUCAAUUAUUCCUAUUUGAAUUUCUAUGAAGAAUGUUUUAAUCUGUAAUCAAGUUGCAAGUCAAUAAAGAUUUUUCCACGCGUA